Sphaeramia orbicularis (orbiculate cardinalfish) is the source of this 6023-nucleotide messenger RNA. It is a transcript of the gene gramd1bb, whose product is annotated as GRAM domain containing 1Bb. Gene Ontology annotation, molecular function: cholesterol binding; cholesterol transfer activity. The record is from RefSeq and is a predicted model, not a curated record. The transcript is spliced from 25 exons. Gene Ontology annotation, biological process: intracellular sterol transport. Lineage: Eukaryota; Metazoa; Chordata; Actinopteri; Kurtiformes; Apogonidae. The coding region runs from base 1056 to 3866 and encodes 936 amino acids. Gene Ontology annotation, cellular component: endoplasmic reticulum-plasma membrane contact site; plasma membrane; endoplasmic reticulum membrane.
GCAUCCUUCCAUCUUCACGUGGGGGAUUUAAACUGGCUUCAGUCUCUAACGGAGGAUUCCCCCGCUCACAUAGUACAGAUCUUUUCUUUAAUGUUCCACGGGACUUUGUAGUGAGCGAGAGAGGCACACAGGAAAGGGAGAGAGAUAGACUUGCCUCCACUUCCUUUGUACCCAACCAGCUUGACAGAUGGCACUGGCAGAAUGAUCUUUGACUCCCUCCCAGCGACCAGUCUCUGCUCCACACACUGAGGCAGCAACUACGUGGGAACAUCAACACGCCGGAGCGCUGACGAGGCUCAAAGCUUGAGAAUGGACACGACUCGGACCUCUAGUGUCUUCUUAUGCUGCAGCGUCUUCAAAAUGAGGACAAAGUGACAACAAACAACCUCCUAACCUUGACCACAGCAACAUCAAUAUUCAAGGGCUAGCAUCUGGCAGCUGGCGCCUUCCUCUGCAAGCUUUAGAAAACGCAACUAAGGUAACAGCUUUGGCAACUUGGACAGUAGCAUAGCCCAUGUGUAAGUGACUGUGUGUAAUUUGGCCUGCCAGUCCCCAGGGAGGACCAGCAAAGGAGUAGGGUUACAGUCCCUGACAGGCCUUAUACAUGUUUCAUCUGCUUCGCUCAGAACAGAAGCCCCCUUUGUUAUCUAAUCCAGCCCUCUCCUCCGCAGCCUGAGAGACUGAGUUUACGGCCACAAGACUGCUCUUCACAGUCUGUCAGCAGGCGACUGAACUGAUACAUAUCAACAAACAGCUGAAGAGCAGCAGAAGGACUCAGUCUGGCCUCAGAUAUCCGCUAUCAGGACUUCUCGGCCAAUCGUUCCACUCACUGGCUCCCACGUGGAGAGAGAUUUAAAGUAACUAGAAGAACAGUGAGGGCUGCACGAGGCCCACGAAAGACUGUGAAGGAUCCUAAUUGUGCCUCAUCUCUUCUAAGCCUCAGCAUCUCAGCUUUUCACUAAUAGCCUUUCAAGCUGCAGAACUGCAAAAUCUGCAAUUCUUGUUUUAACAAAGAAUUGCUUUAGGGUUUGUGCUUUAGAGAGAUAGUCAGGACUAUGAGUGAUACUCUCAGACCCCCGUCACUCCAAGUAAGUGUUCCAAAUGAUGCUCCAGCAUACUCAGAUGGAGGAACCAACAAUGCUGUGUCUGACGGUUCUAUGCGAUCCAGCUCUUCGACCCCAACACUUCGUCGAAAACGAUUUAAGAUGCGCCGCAUGCGGAAUGUGCCCAGUGAGAGGGACGUCGAUCGGAGCCGUCUAACUGAAACCCACCUUACCGCCCGGUCACGAUCUGGCUCCAAGGAGUACCUUCAGCUGCCUUCCAUUGAGAUCACACCAUCUAGUGAUGAAGACGCUGCAUCCUCCUGGUCUAGCUGUUCGACACCAAGCGCCUCACCACGACGUAAGCGUUUCCUGUUGAGGAAGUGGCUCAAGGUUCGAGAGAAGAAGGAACCAGGAAGUGAGAGCAGCAGCCAACAGAGCAGCCAGCAGAGCAGCCAGCAAAGCAGCCAUGAAGAUGACAGCACUCGCUUCUUGACUCCGCUGAUCCGGGAGGAGAGGUCUGACAGUGCAGCGGACAAAAUCAGCACUGCCAGUAACUCAAACAAGAGCACACCCGCUUGCUCGCCAGUCCUGCGUAAACGCUCACGCUCUCCAACACCACAGAGCCAGGAGGGCGAGAACAUGGUGGAGAAGGGUUCAGACCACUCCUCUGACAAGUCCCCCUCCACGCCGGAGCAGGUCGUCCAGAGAACCUACUCCCUGCAGUCGGCACGAAGCGGUGGAAAGAACUCCAAGUCUCACAAGCGACUUUCCAAAUAUGACAGACUAAACCUGAUUAAAAAGAGCCAAAGCUGGUACAACCAUGAAAGACAACACAUCCUGAGAGUGCUGAGCCCGACGUAUAAACAGCGCAAUGAGGACUUUAGGAAACUCUUCAAGCAGCUCCCUGACACAGAGAGACUCAUUGUGGACUACUCCUGUGCUCUGCAACGGGACAUCCUCCUGCAGGGACGACUCUACCUCUCUGAGAACUGGAUCUGUUUCUAUAGCAACAUCUUCCGCUGGGAAACACUGCUGACAGUGCGCCUAAAGGACAUCUGCUCAAUGACAAAGGAGAAAACUGCCCGCCUCAUUCCCAAUGCCAUCCAGGUCUGCACGGACACUGAGAAGCACUUUUUCACCUCGUUCGGUGCCAGAGAUAGGACUUACAUGAUGAUGUUCAGACUCUGGCAAAACGCGCUGCUCGACAAGCCCCUGUGCCCCAAAGAACUGUGGCACUUUGUUCAUCAGUGCUAUGGCAACGAGCUCGGCCUCACCAGUGAUGAUGAGGACUAUGUUCCCCCAGAUGACGACUUCAACACCAUGGGGUUUAGUGAAGAGAUUCCCAAUGAGGAGAAUGAGAUCAACAAUGACAACUUGUCGAAGAGCAGCGCCGAGGCCAAGCCUGAGGGGAGUCCUCCUCCGCUCCAUAAGAAGGUGGUCCCUAACAGCACCAUACCCAGCCCAGGCAACCAUGACACCCCCAUCACGUUUGACCUCCCAGCAGAGGAGUAUGCAGACUGCCUGCCUGAUGGUGAGCUGUUGGCCGUCCCCCUGGUGGUAGAAGACAAGAGCAACGACACCAGUGAGCCUGGAGGUCCGGUGCCUUCACCUUCACUGGACUUCAAUGACAACGAGGACAUCCCCACUGAGCUCAGCGACUCCUCCGAAACACACGAUGAGGGUGAGGUGCAGGCCUUCCAUGAGGACCUAAAUGGCAGACAAUACAUCAAUGAGGUCUACAAGUUCAGUGUGGACAAACUCUAUGACAUUCUCUUCACUGAAUCACAGUUUAUGAGUGAUUUCAUGGAACAGAGGCGAUUCUCAGAUGUGGUGUACCACCCAUGGAGGAAGGAGGACGCUGGAAACCAGACCAGAGAGAUCAUGUACACCAUCUCACUGUCCAACCCACUGGCCCCCAAAACGGCAACAGUCACAGAGACUCAGACUCUGUACAAAGCCAGUCAGGAGAGUGAGUGUUACAUCAUCGAUGCUGAGGUUAUCACACAUGAUGUACCAUACCAUGAUUACUUCUACACACUCAAUCGCUACAUGCUCACCAGGGUGGCCAAGAACAAGUGUCGGUUACGAGUGUCAACAGAACUGCGAUACAGGAAGCAGCCAUGGGGGUUGGUUAAAGGCUUCAUCGAGAAAAACUUCUGGAGCGGUCUAGAAGAGAACUUCCGUCAUCUGGAGGUGGAACUGUCUAAACUGGAGGAGAUUCUGACUGAGUCCCAUCAGCUGUCUCCUAAGGCCAAGGUGGUGAAGAACUCCACGGUGCGGCGGAAGAAGAGGCCACUCACUCACAUGCGCAGCCAGCAUCUGGACGAGGCCCUGAGCCCCGUUACCACGCCGACAGAUGAGGAGGUGAUUCAGAGGAUCAAACAGGUGGCGGGUUCCACACAGACCAGGCACCAGAGUCCAGACCACCAUCACCUGCCUGGAGGCUUUGCUCUGUACAGCGUCUCCAAACUGCUGCUCAUCAUCAGCUUUGUGAUCUGUCUAAGCCUGAUCCUGCUGGUGUUCCUCAACAUGAUGCUCUUCUACAAGCUCUGGAUGCUGGAGUACUCUGCACAGUCCUUAACCACUUGGCAGGGUCUGCGACUUCAUGAAAGUAAACUGCCUCAGACACAGAUGGAAUGGGCCCAGCUCCUGGAGGCACAGCAGCGUUACCAUGACUCCGAGCUGCAGAAGUGGAGAGAGAUCAUCAAGUCAUCAGUAGUGCUGUUAGACCAGAUGAAAGACUCUUUAUUGAAUCUCCAGCGAGGCAUUGGUUUAAGGGACUACGGCUCUGAGGCUGAGGAGAAGAGAAGCCGCUAUCACUGACACAUCACUACAAGGUCAUGAGGGCAUGUUGUGCAAUAUAGGACCUGUUUUGUUUGUGAACCAGUAUGCAGGCAGCAGCAAGACAGAGACAGGACAGAGGGGGAGGCGGGACCAACAGGGAGCUGGUCCAAUGGAGACAAACAGAGGAACAGUCGUCUCCUGCGCACAGAGGUUGAGCCCCCCCCCACCCCACACACACACACACACACACACAAACACACACACUCGGAAGAGGAAACCAUGGACAGGAAGUGCCCCUUUCACACAGGAACUGAGGUGUCCCCAACAGGCUUUUACAGGUGCAAGACCCAGACCUUGUCUUACACCUGCGGGUUGACUGUUUCCUUCUAAUCGUAUUUCCAAGUGCAUCCUACUGUAAGCCAUGUCAACCAGGGGAGUGGUAGAGAGACAGAAGGAAGACUACUGCAUGCUUUUAGACAACUUAGCUCCCCUCAGUCAGUGUUAAUGUGGUCCAGUUCCCAUCUACGUGUGUCAAAAAACUGAGAACAGAAGAAGAGGAGAGUUAAGGGGGGUGCGUUCAAGUCUUAAUGGCUUUCUUCACUCUCUCGACUGUUCCAAACCAAUCGUCCCCUAGAGGGCCUCGCUGCAGCGUCCCUUUCAUAAACCUCCACUUGAUCAGACUGUAGUGUUCUGCCACAAACAUAAAGGGAAAAAAGUAUUGUAGCUGGAACAUUAUCUCCACAGAUUAGUCUCUAUUGCCUUUAUUGGUCUUGUCAGGGCUGGUUCCCUGUCAGACUGUUGCAAUAUUUAUACUGGUUUAUCUAUUGUUUAGGUUACAGUUAUGGUAAGCUUUUAAACUGUAUUUUUUAUCCUUUUAGCCAUUUCAAAGGAAUCUGGUGUCGCAGUCAUUUCCAGUAAAAGCUGCCCCUGUCCCAUUUCAGUUUGUAUUAACACACAGGGCUGCAUUUCCCCUUCUUUCUGAUAAACUAGAAUGUAUUAGUGUGAAAAAGGCUCAACUUUGAUCAUAAGAUGUCUGAAAAAGGGACGCUGCAGCCACACUUGUAGGGAGACUUGUGUUCUUACAUGUUUUAUUACUAAACUGUGAUUAUAUCUCUCUAAGAUGUUUCAAAAUAGAAAGAAUUCUAUGAAUAUAUUUGAAAUAUAUGAGAAUAUUUCAUUAUUUAAUAUAUAUUUCAAAAUAUAUAAACAUUACCUAUAUUUAUUGUUAAUUUAUGUACAUAAAGAAAUUAUCAGAGCUCUAGAGCAGAAUUUCUAACAAAAAGUGUUUUCUUCUGAAACUGAAAUGCAUGCCAGAUAUGUCUGUGACAUGUCCAGUGUGCAAGUAUGAGUCUGCAUUUGCGCGAUUAUAUUCGCGCAUGUCUAUGUCUGUGUGAAUGAGAGUGUGUAUGUGCGUGCGUGCAUGCAAGUACGCACAAGAGUGUGCUGGAAAGUGUGACAUUUUUACCAUUCCACACUUGUAUGUCUCUUAGUUUUUUUUCUGGCUCACACAGCCAGCGCUGCCUUUUUUUAUGCUAAUGCAUUUGAAUGCCGCCUUGCAUUAGCCCUGCCAGGGUACAGUUUACAACCGGAGAGUUUUGUUCCAAAAUGACAUGUCCAACAUUUAAAUAGGGUUAAUUCCACUUUAAUCACACAAGCUAAAAGUUAAUGAAACUAUUUUUUUGAUAAAUGCUAAAUCAAAAGUAGAUAAAUUGUUUGCAAAUGUAAAGAGGGACAAAUGUGAAAAUCUCUAGUUUGAAAAUUUAAUGAUAAACAUUACUUGGAGUAUUUUUCUUGUGAAUGAAUACAUGUCAUUUUGGAACACUGUGAACUCUUCAUAUUCCCUCUGUGAGCCACUUUUGUCCAUGUCAACACAUUAGUGGCUCAAAACCUUUAGUUUAAAAACAUGUUCUGCAACCCAAAUUAACUUCCCCCUCCCCAUUUCAAGUGUCUGUCUUGGAUGCAAAAGCAUGAGAAUUUACACAACUAAAUGAACCAAAAGAAGGAAGAAAUGUACGUUCACCUGAAAUCAUUAUUUUAAAUUAAAUAUUUACCAUGCAUUUCAUGUAUUGUAUAUGUAUUCCAAAUUAGGUGCAGUAAGAGCAUCUAUCAAGAGUUUGUCACGAGACCACUUGGUGCUGACAAACUUCAGCAAUGAAAGCACUUCCAAAACAAUACAAAUCUUCCCAGUGUAAAAAA